AUGAGUCCAGUCAGUGGCGGCAUUGUUGCACAACCUAUAGUCUCCCCACCGUCUUUCAACUCUGCCGCUGUGGAAUUUGGUCGUCCCGCGAAACGGCCCCCACCACCACUCCUCUCCCCCCAUUCUUCUUCAUUAUCGUCUUCUGCCACAACUGUCAACGUCCAUGCUCGCUACGGUACUCUGUUGUCUUGUUUUUUGGUGCAGGAGUUGCGAGAGUGUGUGCUUCGCGGGACUUAUCGCGUACCCUUCUACAUGUCCCACGAAUGCGAAAUGCUGCUGCGUAAGAUGCUUGUUCUCAAUCCUUCCAAACGGUACAGCCUUACGGAAAUCAUGAAGGACAAGUGGCUGAAUACUACUUUUGAGGAAAGCAUUCUUCACCCACAUAAGGAGGAGCUGCCCGAUUACUCUGACCCCGAGAGAAUUCAGUUCAUGAUGCAACUGGGCUUCUCCCGUACUGACAUUCACGACUCCCUGACCAAACAACUCUUCAACAAUAUCACCGCCACCUACAUCCUGCUGGGACACAGAAGAGCGAAAACGGGCAGCCUGGGUUUGCCGCCCGGAGCACAAAGCCUCCGCAGUCUCUCAACGGACUCCACCACCACUGCGGGUUAUCUGGCUGGC
Molecule: messenger RNA, 624 nt
Organism: Dibothriocephalus latus
Lineage: Eukaryota; Metazoa; Platyhelminthes; Cestoda; Diphyllobothriidea; Diphyllobothriidae
Source: the annotation of a GenBank genome assembly